Messenger RNA from Hippoglossus stenolepis (Pacific halibut), 8630 nucleotides. Its product is annotated as GRIP and coiled-coil domain-containing protein 2. The transcript has 23 exons. Gene Ontology annotation, cellular component: Golgi apparatus. The record is from RefSeq and is a predicted model, not a curated record. Gene Ontology annotation, biological process: late endosome to Golgi transport. The coding region runs from base 1401 to 6230 and encodes 1609 amino acids. Lineage: Eukaryota; Metazoa; Chordata; Actinopteri; Pleuronectiformes; Pleuronectidae.
UUGUCAUUUGGGAGCUUGUUCCACCAUUUAGGAGCCAGGACAGCAAACAGUCGUGAUUUUGUUGAGUGGUUGGCUCGCAGUAAGGGAGCAGCAGGCAGAUAGAGUGAAUGGACGGGCUGGGGUGUAAGGUUUGACCAUGUCCCGGAUGUAGGCUGGGCCCGAUCCGGGAAGAAGGGGACAUAUUCUCCUAAUGUUUUGCAGCCUGUAUCUACAGGAACAGGUUGUUGCAGUAAGGGAGAGUUGACUCUGUGUCACACCCAGGUUCCUAGCAGUCUGGGUGUGGGCUACCACAGAGUUUUCAAAUGUAAUAGGUCAUGGGGUGGGAGAGCUUUUCCCUGGAAGGAGAAGUGGCUCGGUCUUUUCAAGGUUGGUUUUCAGGUGGUGUGCAGACAUCCACUGAGAGAUGUCAGUCAAGCAGAGAUUUGUGCUGCUACCUGUGUUUCAGAAAAAAAUUUAAAUUAAGUCAAGGUGGUUACUAGCUUUGUGAGUAGGAGGGGAAGGGCUGAGUGAGAGCAAAGGAAGAAAGUAAAAGUAGUAGGUCAGAUGACUGUCUGGAUGUUGAAGUCACCCAGAAGGACAAGUGGAGGGCCAUUUUCUGGGAUGUUCAAUAGGAGGACGUCUAAUUCUUCCAAGAAAUCUCCCAAAAGACCUGGUGGAUGGUAGAAAACAAUUGUACCGGAUGAGUAACUGUCACAUCAUGAAAUUCAAAAGACAAUGGUGUAAAAUAUGGCAGCAGGUAGAGAGAAAAACUAAAUUUGGGGGAGAUGAGUAAACCUGUACCACCACCCCUACCAGUGGGUCUGGGUGUGUGGGUGAAAGAGAUGGCAGAGGAGAGAGCAGAGGUGUUGGUCGGUGUGAUCCAAGUCUCAGUGAGAGCAAGGAAGCCAAGCGAUUGCUGGGUAGCAAAGCCAAAGAUGAAAUCUGUCUUGCGGGUAGCGGACUGGCAGUUCCAGAGACACCCUGUGACAAGGUGUUGGAUAUGUGUGAAACGGGUGGGAUAGAUAAGAGAGGAAAGGUUACGGUAAUGUAAAUGAGUGCAAGGCCUAUAGUAUCUACGAGUAGAUAUGUGAACAGGGACGGAAAGUAUACACAUAUUCAAAUAAAAGGAAGCAGCGUUAUAGUCAACCUCCCCCGAAAGACUCCUUUGUCUUUAUCCUCCAAGUCUUCACUGACGCUUCAACCAAUCCCUGGUUUUUAGACACCAGAGUUGACGAUGAUUGGCUACAGCUGUGCUGACCACACCCCCUGCUAAUGAGUGAAAUCAGGCCCCAGGUGGUGAUGGUCCAGCAACAGAAACUCAGCAGAGCUCAACAGCAACAAACACUUUACUUCUCACCUUUAUCAGUGAAGAGCUGGAUACACUGUCCAAAGAUGACCUCAUCAAGUUUGCCAAGAAGCAGAUGGCUGCCAUGCAGAAGAUGAAGGGCAGGUGUGCAGAUUUGGAAAAAGAAGUGGAAUCCACCAAGCGGCAAAACAAAAGCAGUAACAGCAGUUCAGAUGACUCCACGCUGAUACAGGAGCUGACUGAGAGGAUGGAUGCCUUGCUGCUGGAGAAGGCAGAAAUUCAGCAGAGUCUCUCACUGUCUCGUAAAGACCUUGAGAAGACUAAGCAGCAAGGAAAGGAUGAUCUAGCGAAACUGCAAGGAGAGCUUGACCAUGUGAUAGAGGACCACCAAAGAAAUAUCAAGACCCUAGAUAGCAGGAUAGAGGAGUCCAACAACAAACACCAAGAGGAGGUGGCUUUUUUCCAGAAGUUACUGAAAGAGCGAGAAGAGAGUGACAGGGGGAGAGAGAGUGAAAGGGAGAGGGAGCGCCAAGCUGAACAUGCCAGGGCAAAAGAGAGUGCCGAAGAAGUACGCCGGUGCUUGGAAGUGCAGCUGCAAACCAUUCUAACUGAACUGGAAGCUACCCGCGAAGGAAGAACUCAGGAGAUCGCUGAGCUGCAAGAGAGCCACCAAAGGGAGCUGACGGAGGGCCAGCAGGAGGUGGAGAACCUGAAGGAGGAGCUGGCUCAGAAGAGUCUGCAGCAUGAGGAGGAAAUGAGGGCACUGGAGGAGGACUGCGAGAUCGAGAGGGACCGUCUCCUGUUGCUCCACGAGGAGCUGACGGAGCAGCUCGCUCUGAAAGACAGCUAUCUGCAGGAUGUGCAAGAAGAGGAUGAGGAUCCUGCUCGGGGUUCAGGGAUCGCCAAAAUGCUGGCACUGUCUGGAUUAAGUCUGGGUGAGUCCAGCCACAAUGACGGAGAGGAAACAGAGACUGGCAAACUGAGAUCAGCUCUGGAAGACCUCCAAGCCCAGAACACCAUGUUGCAGGAUGAGCUCACCUUGCUCAGUAAUGUGAAAAGUGAACAGGAAGCAGAGCUGGAGAGGAUCAAGGAGGAGUUCCAGAUGGAGAAAGAGGAGAUGGAGUUUAAAAUCAAUGAAUUGCAGUUGACCAGGGAAAGUGCCUCCAAUGACACUGUAGGGACUCUCUAUCCAGACCAACAACAGGUCCAAGGAGAAUCCAAGGAGUCGGCAACGGAUCCAGAGGAGCAGCAGAACCUGAGGGAUCAGUGUGAGGCCUUGACCAGGGACAGAGACUCUGCCCUGGCUGAGUGCCAACACAUGAGGGGCAUACUUCAAGGUGUAGAGACAGAGCUGGUGGAGAAGACACAAGAUUUUGUUGAUCAGUACAAUGCCAUGAAGGAGCACGGAGCUAGUACUCUACAAGAACUCCACGAUAAGAUCGCUCAUCUCAGCCAGGAGAGAGAUGCACUUUUGGUGAAGGUCAAAGAGGUUACAGAGGAGAACAACACUCUGAGUGACACCAUGGCUCAACAACAGCUGAAGCCUGAAGGUUCAACAGCUGAAGACCAGAAAGUCCAGGCAUCCGUAGAGGAACAAACAAGUUUGGUCGGUGGGCUGAAGCAAUCUGUGGAGGAGCUAACCAAGCAGAAUAAGGAGAUCCUCUCUGAGAUGCAGAUGAAGGAAAACAUGACGCAAGACCUUAAAGAGAUGAUCACCAGGCUGACUGAGGAGCGAGACAAAAUACAAUCCCUGCUUCAGACGCGAAUGGAAGAAAUGCAGAAUUUGAAUGAUGAGAGAGCAAAAGAAUUUGAGAGGCUGCUGGAGGGGAAAGAAAGAGAUGCACUUUUGCUGACAGAGGAAAAAGAGAAGGAGCUGAAGGGCUUGAAAAAAGAGAAGGAGGACGAAGUGCAACAUCUGAACGAGGAGAGGGAAAAGAUAGAAGAGAGUCUGAAAGAGGAGGUGAAAAGACGGCAGGAGAUUGUUUCUGCUUUAGAGCUGAGUAUCAAAGAGCUCGCCACAGAGAAGACUGACCUCCAUCACAAAAUGGAAGAGGCAUCCUCGGGGCUCGCCAAAGCCCAGGACGAGAAGGAGCUUCUGUGCUCCAAGCGGGAAGCAGUGGAGGCUCAGCUGGAGCAGGAGAUGUCUGAAAAGCAUCAGCUAGAGGAGAGGUUGAGCUCAGCGACAGAGGAGGCAGAGCAGUCCCGCACCUCCAUCGGAGCUCUGGAAGAAAAUAUGAAUGAGGCACUCAAAAAUUCCUCCGAUGAGGUUGAGGAGCUCCGAGUGCGUGUAGAUGAGCUGGAAAAGGAGAGGGAUCUUUUGAAGACUACUCUCGAACAGGCUCAAGGGGAGAGAAGCGUAGAGGAGGUUCAUAAGGAGCUCCAGGCCCACAUCACUAACCUGGAACAGGAGAGGGACAUGCUGAAAAACCAUCUGGUGGAGUUGGUGAAGGAUAACGAAGGGCUGCAAAAAGACCUGCUGGAACUGAAGUCAGUCAGUGAGAAGAUAAGUGAGGAGAACCAGAAACUGAUGGCUCAAGUUUCUCUGAUGACUGAAGAGAAGGAAGAAGGGGAAAUGGAGGAUAUGCAGCAAGAAAGAAUAGCUUUCUCUGAUCAGCUGACAGAGAAAGACUCGCUCAUUUCUCAGUUGAGGAGUGAAAUGGCUGCUCUCCAGGAGUCUGCUUCCUCUGAGGAAACUGUGGACAAUGAGAUCAAACAGAAAAUAGCGAUCCUGGAGAAAGAAAAGAAAGAAAAGGACGAGAGGAUGAACAAAAUCAAGGCGGUCGCUGUCAAAGCGAAAAAGGAGCUGGACAUCAGUAAGAAAGAGAUUGCAAACCUUAAUGAGGUGGUCGGAUCACUGAAAGCAGAGAGGGAGAAAGUGAGCAGCUCUAUGAAAGAUAUCAUCCACGGUGCUGAAGGCUACAAGAAUCUGCAGAUUGAUUACGACACGCAAACAGAGCAACUGGAUAAGGAGAAAGAGAAGGUGGAGGCGGCAGAGAGACAAAUUGCAGAGCUGACCAAACGACUCAGCAGUGCUGUCACACAGUACGAGAUGUUGAGCAGUCAGAAAGAGGACCUGUUGGCUGGUGGGGAGACCAUCAGGAGCACAGUGAGGCAGCUGGAGGCCCAGAACCAGGAGCUACAAAGACACACAGCCAGUCUUGACAAAGACCUGAUGGCUGAGAGAGCCAUGAAAGAACAGAAGAUCAAGGACUUGUCAUCUGCCGUCAAGGAGGUAGAAGAGCUGACAGCACAGCUCCACAAGCAGCAGCAGCAGUCUCAGCAGACUGCUCAGGAACUGGAGCAGCUACGCAAGGGGGCGCAGCAGAACUCACUGAUGGACAUGGAGAUGGCCGACUAUGAGCGUCUGGUGAGAGACCUCAACGCCAAAAUUUCAGAGAAGGAUGAGUGCGCUGAAGAGUUAAACAGUCAGAUAAACAUACUCUCCCAGAAGGAGGACACACUCAAGCAGGAAAUCGAGGCUUUGAAGUCCCAGCUGGACCAGGGGGAGGAGAAGACCUCCAAUAUGAAACAGCUGCUGGUGCAGACCAAGAAGGACUUGUCUGAUGCCAAGAAACAGGAGAGCUCCCUCAUGAUGCAGCAGGCCUCUCUGACAGGAGAGCUGGAGGCUAACCAACAGCAGCUAGAAAGCUCCAAGAUCGCGGUGUGCGAGCUGACGGCAGAGCGUCAUCGUCUGCAGGAGCAGCUGAGGUCUACACUGGAACAGCAACAAAGAACCUGCAGCUCCCUGCAGCAACGCAUCAACAGCCUGCAGCAGGAGAGAGACGAUGCUACGGCUGAGCUUGCGGCAACGACAGGCGAGUUUGAGGGCUACAAGGUGCGAGUUCACAAUGUGCUCAAACAGCAAAAGAGCAAAACCACCUCUCAGAGCGAAGGAGACUCUGGCAAACUAGAGAGGGAGCAGUUCUCCUCUCAGGUAGAUCAGCUGAAGUCCAGGCUGGCAGAAAGCCAGCAGAGCCUCCAGAGCAGCACAGCAGAGCUGCAGCAGCUCCAGACUGAACAUGACACUCUACUGGAGAGACACAAUAAAAUCCUCCAGGAAACUGUGAGCAAGGAGGCAGAACUCCGCGAGAGGCUGUUGUCUGUGCAGUCAGAUAAGAUGGCUCUGCGCUCAGACCUGUCCCAGGCUCAGAGUGACCUGUUGUCUCAGGUGGAGGCCCAGCGGCAGACGUACAGGGAGCAGCUAAGGAGGCUGCAGGAUGACCACCGAGCCACUGUAGAGACCCUGCAAAGCCAGCUGACCCGUGUUGAGGAGCAGCUCUUCACACUGCAGAACCAGAACAGUGCAGUGUCGGUCCAGUCCAGCCGCAAGUCUCUGUCCUCAGACCCUCAACGCAGAAACACCGAUCAAAACCAGAUAGGCCUGGGACUGAUGGCUCUCAGCGACCUUCAGUCUAUGGCCAGGGAAGAGGGCGAGGGUAUGGAGAUGACUGAAAGUGAGAGCCCUUCUCCUGCACUUACACCCCUCCCCUCUCUGGAGCAGCUCCUCAUGUCUCCGGAUCCCAAACAAGAGCCAUUUGUGUGGACAGUGGAGCCGACCAAAGAAGAGCUAAGUCAAAAGCUGACCACAGCCACACGCAGCAUGGAGCAUAUGAACAGCCUGCUGCAUGAAACCGAGGCCACCAACGCUGCUCUCAUGGAGCAGAUCACUUUGUUGAAGAGUGAAGUGCGUCGUCUCGAGCGAAACCAGGAGAGGGAGAAGAGUGUGGCCAACCUGGAGUAUCUGAAGAAUGUCCUGCUGCAAUUCAUCUUCCUGCGAUCCGGCAGUGAGAGGCAGGGACUGCUGCCAGUUAUUCACACCAUGCUGCAGCUCAGUCCAGAGGAGAAAAGCAAACUGGCUGCCAUUGCACAAGGUGAGGAGGAGGGGUCUGGGUCUCGGGGCUCGGGCUGGUCCUCCUAUCUCCACAGCUGGUCUGGAAUCAGAUAGACCUGAAUCCAAACCAGCUCAACAAUGGGAACAUUGGGAGCACAGUGCUAAGACGUUACUGGAACUUUUUCUGUGAAAACCUGUAUUGUUCAUUCAAAACAGUGUCAAAUGAGUGAUAUGCUAACUGGGGAAUUUAAUAAUGUUUGGAGACAUAAUAGAAAGGACCAAAGAAUGUACAAAAACUGAAUGACAAUGUGGGACAGAGAUGAAACUAAAUCAUUUAGAUGAAUAUUUAAUGAGCAGUGCAAUAGAUACACCAGUCUCUUGUCAAUGAAUGUGAACAGGGACAUGAUUCUGUCUUCCAUGAUUUUUGACUUAUAUUUAUAACAUUUACUGGACAUGGUUACACUUCCUUGAAGUGGAGCUCAUAAGGGAUUAUAAGGCAUCAUUAUCACAAUGAGAAUAUUGUGAAUGAGUUAAUGAUGUAAGAAACAUUGUUUAAUUUGUGACCAUGUAUGGGGGGGUAACUGUUAAUAGCAUAACAUCAAUACAAUAUUUAGAUGUUUGAUUACUUUGCAAGAAAGAAUUCCACAUCUAAUGGGCAGCACAGGAUAUUUGAAGGACUUCUACUGUUUUAGGUCUUUUGUGGACAAAUAACACACAUUUCUUUCAGUUGUUUUUAAGGACUCUACCUGUACAGGUGGCCAUUUUGAAAUAAUUUCCACUUUUAGUUUUUACUGUCGUGUGGAAGGUGGGGGGGGGGAAAUCUUUACUAUUCUGUGCUUUGGAAACAGUCUUAAGUAUGUGAUUUCAGUGCAUGAGCUAAAGCAAACAUCCAUCAUAAAAUCGCUUUAUUUACAAAGAGGUGCAUAUCUAACUUUUAUCAGGUUCACCUGACCAACAUCACUGAGCAGUAUCAUACAUGGUAUAUUUGCACUUUUCCUGACUGAGCGUGCAGUUGAUCAGUUCACUAAAGCCUGAAGAAUGAAGCAGUUAAACCUUUCUUUUACUCAACUGCAGUUAAUCAUAUUCAAUAGUGAUGGUAUUGAAUUCUGUUUUGGUUUCUGUGUAAUUUGUUGUUAGUGGUUAAUACCAAACUAUUGUUUUCAUGAUUUCUGUUUCCAUUUUCUGGAACCAAUUAUUGAUUUGUCAGUUGUUGUGCUGUCGUUAAAACCUCCAAACAUGAGUGAUUUCGUCUGAAGUCGGCUGUCUUCUCAGUCCCUGUGACACCAAGCACAUCCACCCUGCUAAAGUGUCCUUGAGCAAGACUCCCAACCAGACUCAUGGGUGCUUCUAUUAACAGCGUUCAUCAUGACCUCCGGCCCUACUGUUGGGAUUUUGGAGGGGGACACAACUCCACACAGAGGUCCCACUUCCCCUAAAACACACAUUCAAACAUUUCUGUUCAUGUUUCCUUUACAUAAAUACUGAAGUUCAAUCAUUGAUAAAGAUAAAGUCAUUGAUAAAUCAUUGGAAUCAUUGAAAUCAUUGAUAAAGAUAACUGGCUUGUUCUAAUUCCACUGGCAGCUUUUUUUUUUGUGAUUCUUUCAGCGUGAGUGAAUGUAUUUUUAUCCUAGGCUUUUAUAUUUAUGAGGGUUGAUGUCAGCAGGAGGGAUGAGAAAAACGGACCAAUAUAAUAUCUAUGUGGGUGAAUAAACUUUUACUGUAUAUUGACUGGAGUGUUAUUGUGUUGAAAUCUUAAUUUACAUAAGGCAACAGCUGGUUUCACAGACAGUGGUGUUUCACAGCUACAUGUUUAUUUAUUUUUGGAGAAGUUCCAUGUUGCUGGAACAUACAAGGCACACAGACUGUUCAGAUAUUCAUCAGGAGGGGCUGCGAGAGAGACAACAGAGCACCUCGUGUUUCCAGACUUGUAAAAUCUUAACGUUGCGCAGAUGACACUUAUUUGUUCCUCUCUUUUAAUCAAUGAAUUUGUCACGACUUGCAUUUGUUACCUCAAAUGCGGGAUAGCUCAGAACUUUCUGCAACCAAAUAUGAAUGGGAAUGAUGAUUUGAUAUUUAGGCCUGGCUCAGUUAACCCCCAGUUAAACAUCACUCUCUGUCCCAUGAAUAUAUUGGUAAUGACAUUAAGGCCUGCGCUGGACAUGCACCUAGGUACAUCAGUGGUGUACUGACGUGUGCCCAGUCGGAAUUAACCUGAGGUCCUCACCCAAGGAUUUGCUUGUCGGGUGAGCGGGCCUUUUCUGUUACUCGAUAAAUUGAACUUCCAGGGGAGAUCAGACUGGUUGGCUCCUCUGUUAAAUUGCUCUCACGAAUAUAUUAUUUAUGAAUGUGCUUUUAUUAGCCCUCUGGUCUGAUCUUACUCGUAUCUAUUCAUUCAUCUCUUUUUAUACAAUGACAUUCUUGUAACCCCCAUUUUAUUUAUGUCAAUUAUUUUUCCUGUUUUAUUUUCUUUCUUUUAUUUGGCUUCCUUUCAUUAAAGAUUGCUUGACAUUCUAA